AUGUCAUCCUCAAUGGCCACCUCUGCUUUGAUGCUUCUCCUGGCAACCACGCCGUUGUGCAGCGGUAGCACUUUCAAGUUUCCUCGUUAUUGGAAUACGACGUCGUCGGCCGCCUCUGACGUCUCGUCGACCCUUUCUAGUGGGACGGCAUCUCUGACUGCAACGUCUUCUGCCCCUGCCUCGGCCUCUGCCUCCGCGACCAUCCUCCCCAACCCUUCUCACGUCGGUGUUGCUACUCAGCUGGGAUGUUACGACUCCCCGUCAGGGUUCCCCAGCUUCGGCCUCUCUCUCGCCGAUGAGCUGAUGACCCUCGAACUCUGCGUGAGUACCUGCACGAGCCAGAACCGGUUGUACUCUGGUCUCUUCGACACUAGAUGCUACUGCGGUGAUGCUGUAGAGUCCCCCUCCAUUGUUCAAGUCAGCGAGGAUCAGUGCAACAUCCUCUGCCCCGGCAACAAGGCUGAGCGCUGUGGUGGCCGCGUAGGUCUUGCGAAGCGCCAGAUCCCGAACGAUUUCCGCCUGUCAAUUUACGCCAACACGGAAGUCAUCUCGGGCGCAAGCUCCGCCUUCGCUUCCGCCUCCGGCCCGGCUCUUACAAGCAGCAUCACGGCUGCAGCCUCCGCCUCCGCCUCCGGUCUGGCUCUUACCAACAGCAUCACAGCUGCAGACUCCGCUGUGACUAGCACGUUCAUAACUACCGUCAUAGGAACCAUCACCAAAUGUCCUCCUGAUGUGCUUAACUGUCCCAUCGGAUCUCUCACCACUGCUGUUAGCACCGUCACGACGACCUGCGCCGCUCUCCCGACCUCCCUCCCGUGCCCCAACGGCGAGUGCUACCGCCUACCAUGCUUUGGCCAAGACUGCAACCAGAAGGUUACGUGCUACGGAGACUACGUCAGCUACAGCUCCCAGUGCUCCUGCGCAGCUGACCGCCGCCGUCUCGUCUGCGAAGAUGGAGUUUGCCACCCCGAAACCUGCAGCGGAGACGACUGCGGCCGCAAGAUCAUUUGCGAGAACGGGCAUUGCCGGUACUCCCAGUGCCAGGGCGACGAGUGCACCAAGGAGAAGAUCACCUGCUACGGCAACGUCUGCAAGAUCGAGGAGUGCGAGGGAGACGAGUGCGACAAGAAAUACGUCUGCGCCGACGGCACCUGCAGCCACCAAUCCUGCCCGCUCAAGGAGGUCAACAUCAAGUACGAGUGUUCCGGCGAGCAGUGCAACGUGGUUGAGCCCUGCAAAGGAGAUGGCUGCCCCAUGCCUCAGCCACCGAACCCAUCCAAGCUUCUCGAGGCGUCCGGUGCCCCUCCUCAAUACCAGCCCGCCUCGGUCAGCACUCCUGGUGCUAUCCAGCCUGCCGUCAGUAUCGGCCAGUCUACCCUGAGUACUGUCCAGCCUGCCGUUAGUACUGGGGAGUCAAGCACGGUACCGCCUGCGACGCCUUCCAUCGUCACCGCAGGUUCGAGCAAGUCCAUCACGUCGUGCGGCUUCUUCACGUUGACUGUGGGUGCCAUUGCUGGCCUGGGAUUCCUGCUCUGA
Colletotrichum graminicola M1.001 is the source of this 1536-nucleotide messenger RNA. RefSeq names its product WSC domain-containing protein. The record is from RefSeq and is a predicted model, not a curated record. Bases 1 to 1536 code for a protein of 511 amino acids. NCBI's taxonomy places the organism in Eukaryota, Fungi, Ascomycota, Sordariomycetes, Glomerellales, Glomerellaceae. The transcript has a single exon.